This is a messenger RNA of Beauveria bassiana ARSEF 2860, 1713 nucleotides long. Its product is annotated as phosphate permease. Lineage: Eukaryota; Fungi; Ascomycota; Sordariomycetes; Hypocreales; Cordycipitaceae. The record is from RefSeq and is a predicted model, not a curated record. Gene Ontology annotation, cellular component: membrane. Gene Ontology annotation, biological process: phosphate ion transmembrane transport. The transcript has a single exon. The coding region runs from base 1 to 1713 and encodes 570 amino acids.
AUGACUUUCCACCAAUAUGACUACCUCCUGGCCGUCGGAACCAUCUUCGCCUUCCUAGACGCCUGGAACAUUGGUGCCAACGAUGUCGCCAAUUCAUGGGCUAGUUCCGUCUCCUCCCGCUCCGUCACCUACCUUCAGGCCAUGUUAGGUGCCUCACUCAUGGAAUUUACUGGAGCACUCGGUGUCGGUGGCCGUGUAGCUGACACCAUCCGAACCAAAGUCGUCGACGUCAAGGCCUUUGAAUCUUCACCCGCCCUUCUCAUGCUCGGUAUGGUCUGCGCCGUCACCGCAUCCUCUCUCUACCUCACCAUGGCGACCAGAUUUGGUAUGCCCGUCUCUACUACGCACUCCAUUCUCGGGGGCGUCCUCGGUAUGGGCAUCGGCGCACUCGGUAACAAGGGUAUCACAUGGGUUGGUUAUACCAAGAGCGGUUCCCUUGAUCUAAAGCAGGGUGUUGUACAGGUUUUCCUUGCCUGGAUUAUUGCUCCCAUUCUUUCCGGUGUUUUCGGAGCCAUCAUCUUUCUCCUCACUAAAUAUGGUGUCCUCCUCCGCUCCAAUCCUGCCGCCAAGGGUCUCUUCCUCGUGCCCAUCUAUUUUUGGCUUACUUCCUCCCUCAUUGUCAUGCUGCUGAUCUGGAAAGGCGGCGACUAUACGGUUGCCCUGACCGAGGCUCAGAUCCCUGGUGUCAUUGUCGGUGUCGGUGCUGGUUUCGCACUUCUCAUCACCCUCUUUCUUGUGCCCUGGAUGUAUCGUGUCGUCAUCAAGGAAGACUGGCAGCUCAAGGCCUACCACAUUUUCCAGGGCCCUUUGCUGCUCCGCCGUGGCGAGGUUCCCCCUCCUCCGGAAAACUUUACCGGCAUCGUGCGCAACUACUACGAGGGCCACAUGACCCGCGAGGAGCUUGAUGCGCGCCGCAACCGCGAAGCCGCGGUAGUCACUGGUGAUGUUGAGGGCCAGCACGAUCAGGAAAAGACGGCCGUCUCGGACAUCUCGACGGAAGAGUUGCCCAAGUCUACCCACAAGUCUCUCAUCGGCCCCAAGCCCGAUGGCGCCUGGUACACUCCCUCUGUCGCUUUCUGGUGGCUCAAGUGGGCUGUCCUCCGCGGCGUUGACCAGGAUAUUGUCGGCUCUCAGAGUGAAAAGUCCGUCAUUGCCGGUGAUGUCGAAGAGAUCCACGCCCGCGCCCGCCACUUUGACAACAAGGCCGAGUUUCUCUACACCUUCCUCCAGGUCAUGACUGCUGCCGCUGCUUCCUUUACCCAUGGCGCCAACGAUGUGGCCAACGCUGUCGGCCCUUAUGCCUCCAUCUACCAGAUAUGGAAGACCGAGGUCGUUCCACUCAAGGCUGACGUUCCCCGCUGGAUUCUCGCCUUUGGUGGUGCCGGUAUCUGCAUUGGUCUGUGGACCUAUGGCUACCACAUUAUGCGCAACCUCGGUAACCGCGUCACGCUCAUGUCACCCUCGCGUGGUUUCUCCAUGGAGCUCGGAUCAGUCAUAACCGUCAUCAUGGCCACUCGUCUCGAGCUUCCCGUUUCUACUACACAAUGCAUCACGGGCGCUAUUGUCGGUGUCGGCCUCUGCAACGGUGACUGGCGCGCCAUUAACUGGCGCAUGGUUUCCUGGAUUUACCUCGGUUGGUUCAUUACCGUGCCCGUGACGGGUCUUAUUUCUGGUAUCCUCAUGGGUUUCAUCACCUUUUCUCCCCACUGGUAA